UUUCAGACAGUAACGUCGGGGCGACCGCAGGGAAAACACACGUGUCGCGUGAGCGGAAUUAUCGCUACGUUUUCGAGUUGUGUUAUCACGUUCGUGAAAACAAAGAAAAACUAUAUGAACUUUAAUAACAAAACGGGAAGAUAGGAACGGUUUGGGAACGUUAGUGGAGAAGAUCGAUUAAUUGAUUGAUUGAAAAUUAUAUUAAUUUACGCUAUAUAAAAUAGUUCGAAGUCGUAACGAAAAGAAAAUAUAUAUAUAUAUAUAUAUAUAUAUAUAUAUAUGUAUGUAUGUAGUAUGUAUGUAUGUAUAUACACUCGUGCCGUGUGAAAUUUAUUUUUAUUUAUUUAUUUAUUUAUAAUGUUAAUUAAUUCAUCAAUUUAUUAAUUUAUUCAAGUUUUCCUUUACCAUUAUUAUGUAUUUUCGUUAUAUAAUAACAGUCGAAGGUCUCUCGCGUUCAAAGAACUUUCGAUCGAUCUCUUAAAGAAAGAUAAACAGAGUUGUACGUAUGUUCGAAACGUUAAGACGAGUAAGAUCGCUGUUUACACGUACCAAGCCGCGUGACAAAUAUUGUCUUUCCACGUUUGACAUGUCAAAGCGUUUCGAGCGUUAAAUUUGAUUCUACCGUAUCUCAAAGUUCGUAUAAAAUCCAAACGAUUUCUAUCGCAAACGUAGGUAAUUUAUCUCUCGUUCAAAUAAAUAUUUCGUUAAUGUUUCUCGGUGGACAGUGAACAAUGAGUUCGAUAUGAGCUCAUAAUAUUAUAAUUGGAAACGUACAUGUGUGUAUGUCCUUGGAAUACAAUAGAAUUUGUUUUCGUUACGUCUCGAUCAUUGACAAAGAAAUUUAACGAAAACAUAUUGACGACAAGGAGAACGAUUUUAAAUUAGACGAAAGGACGAUUCAGUCAUUUCAAAUACGAUGCUAGUUAAGGAAAGUUUCGUUAUGAGAAGGACAAAAAUAGUAACAAUAACAACGACCACGACGAUUACCAAUACGUCGAAAGUGUACGAGAAACGAAAACGAUGAAAAUCUUGUUGGAAAAUUGUUACAAUCGCUAAAAGAAAAAAGCAAGGAAAAGUAAAAUAAAUUUCAUAUAUUUUAUUCGAUAUUAAAAAAAGAAGAAGAGUUAUAGUCGUAUCUAUCUAAAUAAUAUUUGAAUGUUUGAAAUAAUCUGAGUAUGGCGCCGGAGAGUACAUUGGCUCUGUUUGCGUUCGUUAAUCUAUUCAAUUGAAUAACGUAUUAAUACGCCGGGGUCAUCGCGAAGGGUUAAUCGCAAUGUCCACGCCGGACACGAUGGAUACCAUCGACGAGGCGGAGCAAGCUUGGCGUGAGUACCGAGAAUACGUGCAUAGUAUUGAAAUAUUUUCUUCGAUAUACGACAUUGAGAUAUCUUUUAAAGACGAGAUGUUAGAAUGCGAGACUGGAUCCUUGUUGGGUCGAGUCGCAGACCUCGAAAGGCAAUCCUUGGCGCAAAGAGACGAGAUAGUUUGUCUUCGUGCUACUUUGGCGGACGCGUUAAGGCGAAUCUCUCAGCUCGAAGGACGAGAGAAGAGAGAGGAGGAAAGAAAUGAGAGGAGAAACGAAAGGAUGGUAUCAUCGCCAUUAAGGAACGGCCAUGUUUCUCUUAGAAAUAAUCAAAACUCGGUGCCUCAAAAAGAUUUGCGUUUACGUCAAAGCGGUGGUACCAACGUUAGAAAUUCGUCAUGCUCGUCGUCUCAGGAUAUUCAGGAUGCGAACUCGAGUCCUAGACGACCGGUUAGUUAUUCGCAUUCUUCGCAACUGCCACAAAGAAGAUCGGUUCAUUAUCAGUCAACGGGAUCGUUACAUUCGGAUAGUCCUAGCAGUAGUAGCGUUUCACCGGUGCCAUCGCCAAGUCCACGAGCCACACCAUUACCAAUAGCCAGGUCACCCACAACAAGGUCAAAUGGUCCACCACAGAGUAGCUUGCGAAGAGCAAAAAGGUGGUCCUCAACUGGCGACUUUACGCAUUCUCCGCAAAAUCAAGGAAGCAACUCUCAACUAGUUGGUGCUAGAUUGUCGGCAUCCACCAAGUCCCUGUUCAACCUCUUCAAGCCCGCGGUGCUGAACAACGUCAAACACGGUACCAGAGACAUGCAGUACAAUGAGGAGGAAGGUACCGUCCGUAUGUACCUGCGAGGACGACCAGUCGUCCUUUACGUUCCAACACCUAUGAUCGAUCAUUACGAUCUUCAUAAAGUAACAACACCACCCCAAAGUAAACUCAAAUUGGAUUGGGUCUAUGGAUAUCGAGGGAGAGAUUGUCGUAGCAAUUUACAUCUAUUGCCAACUGGCGAGAUCGUUUACUUCGUUGCUGCGGUGGUUGUACUUUAUAAUAUGGAAGAACAUAGUCAGAGACAUUAUUUGGGUCACACGGACGAUGUCAAAUGCAUCGCGAUACACCCAAAUAAACUGGUAGUUGCAACUGGACAAACAUGUGGCCUGGAUCGACGUGACGCGUUGCCACACAUCAGAAUAUGGAACUCAGUAAGCUUGGCUACAUUGAGCGUAAUUGGUAAUGGAGAGUUUGACGGAUCGAUUUGUUGUUUGUCAUUCUCGAAAGCUGACGGUGGUAAUUAUUUAUGUGCCAUCGACGAAACGUCCGAUCAUAAUAUAUCGAUUUGGGAUUGGCAAAAAAGCGAUAAAGGAACUAAAUUAACCGAGACGAAGUGCUCCGUCGACACGGUUGUUUGCGCUGAAUGGCAUCCUCUCGAACGAAAUCAAAUCGUCUCCUGUGGUAAAGGUCACGUAUCUUUCUGGUCCUUGGACAAUGGUGGUAUGCUGUAUAAAAGAAUGGGUAUAUUCGAAAGUAGAGAGAAACCCAGAUACGUCACGUGUGUCGCUUUCAAUCAAAAUGGAGAUGUACUUACCGGUGACAGUAAUGGCAAUAUCAUUGUUUGGGCAAGAGGCACCAACACUAUCUUCAGAUUGGUUAGAAAUCUUCAUGAAGGAUCGAUAUUUUCUAUAUGUGUUCUGAAGAAUGGAAAUGUUAUUACCGGAGGAGGAAAAGAUGGCAGAAUAUUGCUUUUUGAUGGAUCUUUAAAUCCGACAGGAGAAGCAGCACAAAUCGAGGAUCAUUUUGGUGGAAUUCGUACUUUAUCAGAAGGCAGAGGAUCACAAUUAUUGGUUGGCACGACAAAAAAUUGUAUUCUUAUUGGAGACAUAGAAAUGGGAUUCAAUCCAACGAUGUUAGGACAUACUGAAGAAGUUUGGGGAUUGGCAGCUCAUCCUACAUUGCCUCAAUUCGCAACCGCAGGUCAUGAUAGAUUGUUACAAAUGUGGGAUAGUCUCAGUCAUACAGUGGUAUGGAGUAAAGAUAUAGGGGAACAAGCACAAAGCAUUGGUUUCUCUCCUGAUGGUACCGUUAUGGUGGUUGGCUGUGUAUCUGGAAAAUGGUUGGCCAUUGAUAGCGAGACCCGUGAAUUAUAUACUCACCAUACGGAUGGAUCAGAGCCGAUUCAAGUGGUCACAUUCUCCCCAAGUGGAAAUCUUCUUGCGCUUGGUUCACGAGAUAAUUAUAUUUAUGUUUAUCAAGUAAAUGAGGAUGCUACUAAAUAUAGUAGAGUGGGCAGAUGUAUGGGACAUUCAAGUUUUAUAACUCAUUUGGAUUGGUCAGUGGAUGGACAAUACUUGCGUAGCAACAGUGGAGAUUAUGAACUUUUAUUUUGGAAUCCUGGUAUUUGUCGUCAAAUAUCUCAGUCCUCCAUUUUUAGAGAUGUCGAUUGGGCAACUCAUACCUGCAUAAUAUCUUUCGAGACUAUUGGUAUUUGGCCAGAAGGUGCAGAUGGUACGGAUAUAAAUAAUUGCAGCCGCAGUGGAGAUGGAAAACUUCUUGCUACAGGAGAUGACUUUGGAAAAGUCAAAUUAUUUUCGCAUCCUGCGUGUCAACCAAAGUCAUUAUAUCAUAGCUAUGGUGGUCACUCCAGUCAUGUGACAAAUGUAUCGUUCCUUCAAGAUGAUACUAGACUGGUGUCAACGGGCGGAAAUGACACUAGUGUUCUUCAAUGGGUAGUAAAUUAACUUAUGAUUUAGAACAAACAAAAGAUAACGUCUGUUCUAAUGAAUAGGACAUAUUAUUUUUACAUAUAUUUUCAAAGUGCACUUUGUCAACACGUAGCGAGCUUAUUUGUAAAAUAACAUGAACGAGAGAGUAAUGAAAAUGUUAUUAUUAUUGCAAAAGCGAUUUGUGAUUAACGAAAUGGUACGAUAAAUGGCACGUACACUUAACAUGGAAAGAGAUACAUAUAUUAUUAAUGAAUUAAGGAGUGUGGCAAUUUUAUGAUUACUCUCUUUUCUGUAGCACAUUAAAUAUAUUAAUGUUUCAAUGUUUGUCAAAAAUCCAAAAUUUAACUCGUGGACAUUCCUUGUAUGGUUGAAUAUUAUGUAAUUGUCGUUUGACGAAUGUUAACCGAUCUGUAUAUGUACUUUAUAUUUCUAUGCAUUAUAAUAUACGUCAAGUUGCAUUGUUCCUAAUGAUGUAGGAGACGAUUGAUAAUCCAAAGAGAAAAAGGAAAAGAUAUGGAAUGUCCUUAUUAAAAGGAAAGAAUAAGUUCAAACUCGUAGAAGCUCGUAACGUAAAAUAUACCGCGCAUACUAUAUUACGCCGUCCAUUAGAAAGUAUAUUGUACAAUUUGCGAUUUGAAUUCGUAUUUGUACUUUCAAGCGCAGGGUUUUUGGAUCUAAUCUGUGCAAGUCAAAUUCAUUGAUUGAUUAUUUUUAUUACUAUUCUUAUUAUUAAUAUUAUUAUUAUUAUUAUUAUUAUUAUUAUUAUUAUUACUAUUAUUAUUAUUAUUAUUAUUAUUAUUAUUAUUUUAUAUUGAUCAAUUAUUUCAUCACAAUUGGAAUAAGACAUGACUUGCACUGUAUUUGUUCAACUCAGAAUGUUUACGUAAGAAUUUAGUUGCAAGUAUCUGCCAUUGAUAUACUUUUUGACGAUAAUAUCAUGUGCAAGUAAAAUGCAAAAAAAAAAGAGAAACAAGAAUAUCUUUCUAUCUGUAUAUUCUUAUAACAAAGUGUACAUACAGUAAGACCUUCUAAAGAAGUCUACGCUUUUUGACCUUCUUUUGGCAUUUUGUAUAAUUUUUUGGACCGAACUCUUUUACCAAAGUCUAAGAAUGAAAGAUACAAAAUCUAAGAAAGCAUGGAGAAUCAAUCUAUUUUCACUCAUUGUCACCUUGUAAGAUAUAUCUCUAUUUUAUUUAUAUUACACCACAAAUGCAUACACAUAUAUGUAACAUUUAACGUAUAAUAAAUGCUCCCUAAGGCAAUAUUUUCUUUA
Messenger RNA from Vespula vulgaris, 5294 nucleotides. Its product is annotated as echinoderm microtubule-associated protein-like 2. Gene Ontology annotation, biological process: microtubule cytoskeleton organization. Gene Ontology annotation, molecular function: microtubule binding. The transcript has 18 exons. The record is from RefSeq and is a predicted model, not a curated record. Bases 1274 to 4036 code for a protein of 920 amino acids. NCBI's taxonomy places the organism in Eukaryota, Metazoa, Arthropoda, Insecta, Hymenoptera, Vespidae. Gene Ontology annotation, cellular component: mitotic spindle.